Meloidogyne enterolobii is the source of this 390-nucleotide messenger RNA. Lineage: Eukaryota; Metazoa; Nematoda; Chromadorea; Rhabditida; Meloidogynidae. The record is from the annotation of a GenBank genome assembly.
AUGAAAUAUAUUUCAAAUAUUAAUUUAUUUUUAAAUUUUAAUUUAAUUAUUUUUAAUUUCAUUUUAAUUAUUUCUCCAAGUUUUUCUUCUCUUUUUUGUCCAUAUACAGCAUAUCCUUCGUCUGAUAAUGAUUUUGAAAAAUUGCGUGUAGAAGUCCAAACCCUUGACGACCCAAUUCAAUUAGGUCAACCAAUUUAUCGUUUAAAAAGAGCUGCAUCUAUCAAUCUUGACUUUGAUGAAAAUAUUGGGAGUGAAGGAAAAGACGGAUUUUAUUCUCCUAUUGGAGAAAAACCUUUCCGUUUAUUUACUCGUGCUUUGAGUUCAGAAUGUCCAAAACGAGGGUGUUUGCAUGAAUUGGCUUUGGCUGAACCUAGAGUUCCCGGUUAUUAA